Messenger RNA from Felis catus (domestic cat), 2003 nucleotides. It is a transcript of the gene MSGN1, whose product is annotated as mesogenin 1. The coding region runs from base 788 to 1369 and encodes 193 amino acids. Gene Ontology annotation, biological process: regulation of transcription by RNA polymerase II; mesoderm formation. NCBI's taxonomy places the organism in Eukaryota, Metazoa, Chordata, Mammalia, Carnivora, Felidae. Gene Ontology annotation, molecular function: RNA polymerase II cis-regulatory region sequence-specific DNA binding; protein dimerization activity; DNA-binding transcription factor activity, RNA polymerase II-specific. The record is from RefSeq and is a predicted model, not a curated record. Gene Ontology annotation, cellular component: nucleus. The transcript has a single exon.
CCAAUCUGCUCAGUUAAAGCAAGGCCUUUAAGCUUCUGGAAGGAUAUUUCCUGCUCAUUAAGGCUCUGGCUUUCCUGGAGCUGCUGGCCUUUGUCAUUCUGAGUGUGGGCAUGUUGGAAGCACAACUCAGGAAAAUUUGCUGAAGAGGAAGGCAAGAGGGAAAUCGGCAUUCGCUGUGUGUCUGCUGGGUGCUGUCUUCUGGAAAGCCCUCUGAAGUAAGAGUCAUAACUGUCUGCAUUUGACAUGCCAUGGAAUCCAAGCCCAGAGGGGUUCCCUGUCCCUACACCACGCUGCUUCUCCACCAGGAUACCCCAUCUGCUCUGAAACGUCUAGGAGGUCUUGCUGAAUGGGGAUGGUGGCCCUCUGGGGCACCCUGGGACUCUCCACCAGGGCCCUGGGCCACCACCUCCUUGCUGCAAAUUGCCCCAGGUUUGUUUUCUUUGGCUCCCUCAUUAAUGAGUUCCACAGGACAAUGCUAAGUCUAGUUAGGCAGCCUUAAUUGGUUUAGUUACAACAAGAUAAUUCCUUUUUUCUUCUCUUGGAGGCCUUUUUGUUUAAAGACAUUUUAGCUGGAAGAUGCUAAUUAUCAAUGAGGAGAAAGUGACACCUGAAGAGUUCAUUUUCCAUCUUGGUCCUUGGUGUCUCCUUUGAACUCCCCCCACCCGGCCCUCUUUCCCACUUUAUCACUUCUCCCCCACCAUCAUAAAAGGGAGCUUGCCCUGGCUGGCGGCAGAACUUUCUUUCUCACUUGCCAGGGAGCCGUUCUCUCUGCAGCUGUCUCCCAGGCAUGGACAACCUGCGUGAGACCUUCCUCGGCCUCGAGGAGGGCUUGGGCCCCUCCGACAGCCCCGGCCUGCUGUCGUCCUGGGACUGGAACGACAGGGCAGGGCCCUUUGAGUCGAACGAGGCCUCCCCCACUCAGAGCCUGUCUCCGGCUCCAUCGCUGGAGUCCUAUGCUUCUUCUCCCCGUCCAGCUGUGGCUGGGCUGCCCUGUGGGCACGGAGGUGCCAACAGUGGGGGCAGCGGUGCCUGCGGUGGCCGUGGGACCGGUGGCCUGGGGGAGGUGGACUACAACGUGUUAGCCUUCCAGCCUGCCUAUCUGCAGGGCGCUGGUGGCCCCAAGACCCAGAAGGGCGCCAAAGUCAGGAUGUCCGUGCAGCGGAGACGGAAGGCCAGCGAGAGGGAGAAGCUCCGAAUGAGGACCUUGGCCGAUGCCCUGCACACCCUUCGGAAUUACCUGCCACCUGUCUACAGCCAGAGGGGCCAGCCGCUCACCAAGAUCCAGACGCUGAAGUACACCAUCAAGUACAUCGGAGAGCUCACAGACCUCCUCAACGGCGGGCGAGAGCCUCGGCCCCAGAGCGCUUGAGCUCCACCCCAGGACCACGACCCAUCCUGGCCCCUGGGAGGGGACAGGAGAGCUUUCAAGACCUGGACUAGCUCACGCAACAACAGCGCGUAGUUAUUUUUUUUAAUAGAGUAAGCGUGGUGACUUUGUGGUCUGAAAAGUCCCGAGGGAAUUCCCACUGGGAACACUUAACAGCCAGACAAGCAGGUAUUUUCUCGUUUUCUCAUGGUUUCUCAGGAGCCUGGUGCCUUUGCGAAGAGACAGAUUGCUGUGCCCUUCUCUGCCUGUCCGAGGUAUUUUAGAGGGCCGAUGACUUUAAAUGCAUCUUGUCCGUAAAGUAAAAUUGUCACGAUUAAUCUUCUCUCCUUAUUUUGGUGGUGGGAGCUUUCUUUCUGUUGCCGACUAAACCCAUAUUUUGUGUAGCAUCCAGCGUGACACCUGGAUUCUUAUUUAGAAAGAUGUGUAUCAAGUAAAGGGCUAUAGCAUUCCUGUUUUUAUUUUGUCUGUGUGCUUGUGUGUGUACUUGUGUGUGUGUGACUAAAACCGUGCCUUUUCUUUUGCAGGAGCCCAAAUCACGUAAAUGCAGAAGGAAUUAGCGUCAUGGUAAAUAGCAAGGCACAGGCAGACAGACCUCAUUAAGAUACAGUGAAGUACA